Molecule: messenger RNA, 2806 nt
Organism: Echinops telfairi (small Madagascar hedgehog)
Lineage: Eukaryota; Metazoa; Chordata; Mammalia; Afrosoricida; Tenrecidae
Gene: MKNK1
Product: MAPK interacting serine/threonine kinase 1
Exons: 14
Coding region: 373-1635 (420 amino acids)
Biological process (GO): peptidyl-serine phosphorylation; intracellular signal transduction; protein autophosphorylation
Cellular component (GO): nucleus; cytoplasm
Molecular function (GO): calcium/calmodulin-dependent protein kinase activity; calcium-dependent protein serine/threonine kinase activity; calmodulin binding
Source: RefSeq, a predicted model, not a curated record
GCUCUCUAAAAGAAGCCAAGCAUUUUUAUAUCCUUUCGGUUUCUGCUUUUUGAAGAAUAUCCUCCCAGAUAUGAUGAAAAAAAGGAAGACAGAGAACAGAAGAAUGUCUGUCCCACACAGACUAUUGAAAUGCUUCCUAUAGCUGGAAGACACCCACCCCAGACAGGGCACUACUUCAUUGGGAAGUCCAGUUCAAUACAGCGUUCACUUCUCGAAAGUUGGACAAACCUAUAGUGGCCGAUACUUCUGACGUUGUGCCACAACUUACGGGAGUGACAGAGUUUCAAAAACAACUCUCCUUCAACAAGUUCUGUUUCCAAGGAAAACCUUAACCAUUUGUCCCUUCUGGCGCAUGUUCUUCCAUUGAAAUCCAUGCAGAAUAGACCAGAUAUGGGCAGCAGUGAGCCCCUUCCCAUCGCAGAGAGUGACAAGAGGAAGAAGAAAAAGCGGAAGGCCCGGGCCACUGACUCUUUGCCAGGAAAGUUUGAAGAUGUGUACAAGCUGACCUCCGAGUUGCUGGGAGAGGGAGCCUAUGCCAAAGUUCAAGGUGCCGUGAGCCUGCAGAAUGGCAAAGAGUAUGCUGUCAAAAUCAUCGAAAAGCAAGCAGGACACAGUCGGAGUAGAGUGUUUAGAGAGGUGGAGACACUCUAUCAGUGUCAAGGAAACAAGAACAUUUUGGAGCUGAUUGAAUUCUUUGAAGAUGACGCAAGGUUUUACUUGGUCUUUGAGAAAUUGCAAGGAGGCUCCAUCCUGGCCCACAUCCAGAAGCGGAAACACUUCAAUGAGCUCGAAGCCAGCCGAGUGGUACAGGAUGUUGCUGCUGCCCUUGACUUUCUGCACACCAAAGGCAUUGCUCAUCGUGAUCUGAAGCCGGAAAAUAUAUUGUGUGAGUCUCCAGAAAAGGUGUCUCCAGUGAAAAUCUGUGACUUUGACUUAGGCAGUGGAGUGAAACUCAACAACUCCUGCACCCCUAUAACAACACCAGAGCUGACCACUCCAUGUGGCUCUGCCGAAUACAUGGCCCCCGAGGUGGUGGAGGUCUUCACGGAUGAGGCCACUUUUUACGACAAGCGCUGUGACCUGUGGAGCCUGGGCGUGGUCCUCUACAUCAUGCUGAGCGGCUACCCACCCUUUGUGGGUCACUGCGGCGCCGACUGCGGCUGGGACCGGGGAGAGGUCUGCAGAUUGUGCCAGAACAAGCUGUUUGAGAGCAUCCAGGAGGGCAAGUACGAGUUCCCUGACAAGGACUGGGCGCACAUCUCCAGUGAGGCCAAGGACCUCAUCUCCAAGCUCCUGGUUCGCGAUGCCAAGCAGAGACUCAGUGCCGCCCAGGUUCUGCAGCACCCAUGGGUGCAGGGGCAAGCUCCAGAAAGGGGAAUCCCCACGCCGCAAGUGCUCCAGAGGAACAGCAGCACCAUGGACCUGACGCUGUUCGCCGCUGAGGCCAUCGCCCUGAACCGCCAGCUGUCCCAGCACGAGGAGACCGAGAGCCAGCUGACCGGAGAGUCCCAGGCCUUGGCUGAGGGCGUCUGCUCCAUGAAGCUGUCCCCUCCCUCCAAGUCACGCCUGGCCCGCCGGCGGGCCUUGGCUCAGGCAGGCCGCAGUGCAGACGAGGAGCCAUGCCCAGCACCCUGACCUACCCAGUCACCCCCUCGUAGGCCCUAGCUCAACCUCAGUGUCACCCCGGAAGGCUGUGGGGUCAGUCUGCAGAGCAGGUGGGGAGACCUGCUGGGUACCCCCACUCAGGCCUUCCCCUCCACAAAUGUCCUCAGUCCCCUCCUAGCCCUUGCAGUCCCCCAGGAUCCAGCUCAGAAAAAAAGCUUUUUUCCAAAGGGGUUGUCAUUGAAAAGGAAAGCAAUCACUUGUCACUUUGCAUAAUCGCCGAUGGCAGUGGGGACAUCUCUGCCUGGCUCUUGCCCACCUGCUCACUGCCUGCAGAAUCAGCAUGCUCUGUCUGCAGCAACCAGGCCUCAGCCUUGGGGAGCCAGCUUUGAGAAGUGUCCGCUGACAGUGGCUGCCGGCGUGUGCCUCUUCCUCCCUGGCAGUCCCUCCCACCGUCCUCUGGACAGACACUCAUCCUGUCCUGUUUGCCCGUCCUCUCCCUUGACUGAGCAGAGCCACCCCCCAACCCCCCAUGUCAGGGGAAGGACAGGGCACCAAUGGUAUCCAAAGCCCGAGCAGUCUUCCAUCCCACGGCACAGAGAAGCACAUAAUCGUUCUUUGCCGUGACCGAAACGUGUCCCCCAUUUAUCAUCCUCUUCCUGGGUUGUGAUUGCUGCUAAAGUCAGUAUUAUUCCAUUUUCUAGGGGGAGGGGCAUUGAAAAAAGCCAGGCUCUUGCAGCAAAGAUGGGACUUUAAAUUCCCACGCCAAGCCCGCGGACUCUGCCAGUGUGUGAUGACUUUUUCUUCCCUGAAUGUCCAUGCAUUUGGGUUUUAAUCUGCUUUUCCUUAUUAUCCUGAUUUUAAGUUAUUACUGUUGUCAGCUACUGCGAGGCAGUCUCAGGGUUGGCAGCCGCGGCAGAGCCCCCUUGGGUAUGGUGCAGAGGUGGCAGGGCUGGGCCGUGCCAUGCCACUGCAGGCCUGAUGGGGAGCCAGGUGAAAGGCCAGCUGGCUGGAAUUGGAGGCGGCCUGCCACCCUGUCCUAAACACUGCAGUGGCUGUUGCCGGCGACCGUGAAGGUCCAGCCACCGUCAGAUAAGCCGAGCUAUUGAGUUACACAAACUAGGUUUGCACAUUUAUACUCACCCCAUACAGUGAUACGAUUAUACAUCCACUGCGCGUGUUUUAAUAAAACUUUCCAUUUUAA